Molecule: messenger RNA, 690 nt
Organism: Colletotrichum fioriniae
Lineage: Eukaryota; Fungi; Ascomycota; Sordariomycetes; Glomerellales; Glomerellaceae
Source: RefSeq, a predicted model, not a curated record
AUGGACCCAGCAGCGUUGGCUGGCCUCACGAUCUACAAUUUCCCGCCCAUGCCGCCAAAAUGGGAUAAAAUCGGCAUAUUUUAUAUCACGUUCUGCGCAACAUGGACAACCAUCGUCUUUGCGGGUAUGGCCUUCCUCUGGGCCAAUCGGAGGAACCCUAUCUUGAGACUUCGCGGCCUGCCGCUGGCCUUUGGUUCUAUUAUCUUUCUGCACCUGUACUGGUGCAUGGCUCAGAUUACGUAUCCUGUCGGCGGAACGAUGCCCGUGGUCAUCGCAUACGACGUUCAAUACUUUGUGAUGGGCAUCUGGUUUCCACUCGGUAUCGCCUGCUUCCACGCCUCUAAUAGCAGGUUUCUGCACGUUGCGAAGUUGCAGAGGCUUCACUUCACUGGCACUGGUGCCGGAAGUCUCCGAAGAGGAUGCAAUGGUUCGAAGACGUCAUGGCUUUGUCGCUUCAGGAAUAUGGAUUAUGGGAGGAGGAUUUUGAUUUUCAUCGGUAUCGGUGCGAUAUUCCAGUGCCUCCUCACAACCGGCAUGUGGGUUGCCUGCAAGAAAUAUCACCCUACCUUCGGCAUCCCCGGCACAGAGAUCCGCGGAGACAACAUAGUAGAGCAGCUGAUUGACCUGGGCCGCGGAUGGGAGUGGUGGCCAACCCUCCUUUGGCAGUUCAUUUGGACUUGGAUUGUAUGA